This is a messenger RNA of Leptidea sinapis, 5303 nucleotides long. RefSeq names its product intermembrane lipid transfer protein Vps13D-like. Bases 28 to 1884 code for a protein of 618 amino acids. The transcript has 11 exons. Gene Ontology annotation, cellular component: extrinsic component of membrane. Gene Ontology annotation, biological process: protein targeting to vacuole; mitochondrion organization; protein retention in Golgi apparatus. NCBI's taxonomy places the organism in Eukaryota, Metazoa, Arthropoda, Insecta, Lepidoptera, Pieridae. The record is from RefSeq and is a predicted model, not a curated record.
CUGGCGCUCCAGGCUGGUAACCGAGUGAUGUUGGGACUUAUGGGUCGAAGUGUACCACCCGAGCAGGUGAUCUGGUGGCGCACUCUUCGGCCGGGCUCGGGCCGUCUUGCCGUCUCGCUCACCGCCGACGGACCCACCCGACUUAUACAGAUAACGGAUACUGUAACUGCUGAUACGGGUACUAAAAGAUCGAUAGAAGAGGACACAGAGGGUGCGGGCGCCGAGUGGAGCCUGUGCGUGAGCGUGGGCGGGGUGGGCGUGUCGCUCAUGUCGCGCGCGGAGCUGGUGUACGCGCUGUGUGCGGGCGUGCGGGCCGAGCUGGCGCGGGACGCGGCCGCCGCGCGACUCACGCUGUCCGUGCACGACAUGCAGUGGGACAACCAGCUCCUGGGCACGCCGAGCCCGGUGCUGCUGUACUGCCUGCCCUCGCACGAGCCGGGCGCAGGCCUGCCGGCGCUGCACGUGUCGCUCGAGAUGCAGCGUGCGCCGCCCUCGCGGUACAACGCCCUCUACUUCAACCACCUGCUCAUCGCGCUGCGCCCCAUCGCUGUUCGCCUCGAGGAGAGGCUGAUCCUGAUGAUGUGGCGCUGGUUCGAGAGUGAUGCCGGCGCCGACGAGGAGCAGCCCGACGAGGCGGAGUACGAGACCCGGCGCGUGCUACUCGAGCUGACCGCGCUACAUGCUCCCAGAUACUACUUUGCGCUGAUCAAGCUGCUCCCCUCACAGAUUCGACUGUCGAUGUUUACGUCCAACAAGUUAGACAGCGAGUCGAGCGCGCUCAAGCGGCGGCUCGGGCUCACACUGAUCCGCUUCGAGGACGCCGCCGUAGAGCUGGAGCCGUUCGUGCGCACGCACUCCUUCGACACCGCGCCCGCGCUGGCCCGGCGGGUGCUCAGACAUUUUAUGGAUGAACUCAAGUGGCAGGCGGCAAAGAUACUCGGCUCUGUGGACUUUUUGGGCAACCCGCUGGGAUUCGUCGCGGACGUGUCCGAGGGCGUGUCGGGACUCAUUCUGGAGGGGAACGUGGCGGCGCUGCUGCAGAACCUCACGCACGGCAUCUCGAACUCUGCCGCUAAGGUCACAGAGACGCUGGGCGAUGGUCUGGAGCGGGUGGUGUGUGACGAGGCCCACGAGGAGACGCGGCGCCGGAUCCGCUCGGGGGCGGCGGCCGGCAACGCGCGCAUCUCAGCCGGCCUGCGCGGCCUGGGGCUCGGCAUUUUAGGUGGUAUGACGUCAUUGGUGAAGCACAGCUACGAGGGCGCCACGUCAGAGGGACUGGCGGGAUUUAUCGCGGGCGUGGGCAAAGGGCUGGUAGGCACCGUCACCAAGCCCGUCAUUGGCGUGCUGGACCUGGCGGCGGAGACCGCUGCCGCUGUGCGUGAUUCUAGCCGCCGCGGCCUGCGUGGGGGCAGGGGUGCGGGUGGGGAGCGAGUGCGCGCGCCCCGUGCUGCGCCCGCUGCACUCGUGGCCCGCUACAGCGCCGACGCGGCGAGCGCGGCCGCCGUGCUGCACACACUCAACGGACAUGACUACGGCGAGCACGUGGUGGCGGCCCGCACCGUGCGUGACACGCCGCACGACAUCCGCGCGCUGCUCAGCGACACGCACCUGCGCAUCUACACGCGCAAGAACGACCGCCCGCAGGUCGUCAUGGAGACUCAUCUCAGCAACCUGGUGUCGUGCAGCGCGGUGAGCGCGGAGGGCGGCCACUUCGUGGAGCUGGGCGUGCGAGGCGGCGCGGGCGAGGGCGUGCGGCGGCCGCGCGUGCAGUGCGACUCGCGCGAGCUGGCCGCCUGGCUCGCACGACACGCGGCGCACGCGCGCCAGCUGCAUCACGACCGCACGCACACGCUGCUGCCGCCCGAGCGGGACGCCGACGGCUAGCGGGCGCCGCACAGAUAGAACACAUAUAGUUGGCUUACCAGUGGGAGACUCCUUUGCACCGGAUGCCGUGAAGCAGUAGUCCACAGUGCGGUUUUCAAGGAGCUUUCUCCCUCGUACUACAAAGCUGUGGAAUGAGCUUCCUUGUGCGGUGUUUCCGGGACGAUACGACAUGGGUACCCAUCAAAAAAGCGCGUACACCUUCCUUAAAGACCGGCAACACUCUUGUGAUUCCUCUGGUGUUGCAAGAGAAUAUGGGCGGCGGUUAUCACUUAAUACCAGGCGACCCGUACGCUCGUUUGUCCUCCUAUUCCAUAAAAAAAAAGUAGUGUAGCCGUAGUGUGAGCAUUACUGUGUUUCGGACUGAAAAGCGCCGUAGCUAAUGAAAUUACUAGGCAAAUGAGACUUAACAUCUUGUCUCAAGGUGACGAGCGCAAGUGUAGUGCUACUCAGAAUUUAUAGGUUUUUCAAUAAUCCUGAGCGGCACUGUAUUGUAAUGGGCAGAGCGUAUCAAUUACCAUCAGCUGAACCUCCUGCUCGUCUCGUCCUUUAAUUCCGUAAAAAAAAAAUAUAGGAUAUGUGUGCAAGCUUCCUUCAAUGUUUGAGUGUUAUCGGUACACAUGCACACUACAAUGAAUAGACUAGUCAGGAGAGUGUCAUGGUCAAAGUGAAAGAUGCUCUACUUCAAUUUUAUAUUUUACUACAAGAAAAGGGUUAUUUUUUUGUGUGGAUAUUUUAUGUGAUUAUUAGUUAAUAUACAAUAAUAUUACCAUUUUUAUAAUGGGGGUAAAUAUAGACACAAAUGAAAUACGUAAAAAAGUUGCAAUUUUCAAACUUAAAUUACUUUCCUUUGUUCAUUUCACGUGUUUUAGUAACUAUAAACUUCUAAACAAUAAUGUACAUACCUGACUGAUAUUUAAAAAAAUAUAUAAAGUAGAGCAACUUUCGUGACGACUCUGGACUUAACCAAAAAUUGGUGGGGUGCGUCUUCGUGAAUUGCACUAUCUAUACCAAACAAUGAAUUGUAGAAGCGAAACGCGGACUGUGUGGACGAGUAUACACGACUCUAGCACACCGGCGAUCCGUCAUGCCAAUCAUUAUAGUUGGUAGAAUUCACUAAAUAUAAUCAUCACAAUGAAAGCACACAUUAUUAUAUUUUAUUGUAAGAAUCACGUGGAGUUUAUUUAUACAUAGUAAGCACGUUAUAAAUAAAUAAAUUAUUUAAUAUAUUCUGUUAUCAUGAGGGUCUACUGUUACAGUCAUCUUUGUAAUAUUUUUUUUUAUCCUUGUAAAAUAAUUUAUUUAUUUUACUAUUAUGUUUUUAAGUUGCGAUGAACAUGGUAAUAAAUGUCAUAGUACUAAUUAUACAUGUUCAUUAUUCGUGAACAUUUUUUGCAGUAAUCUUUCAAAUUAAAUGUUCAUUUACUACGGCUUAAUGUCAUUGAAUGAAUUUAAUUUUUGAAUUUGUCAUAUUACAGUUUUCGAACCAAGAAGCAAUUCAAAGAAGCAAUAAUUUAAAUGUUAAAUUAUUAAAACCAAAUGGUCCAAAACUAGUCGGUACCCGCACCGAUAAACCAUGAGUAAAGCCGUGUUAAUAAAAUAACAUAAUAUCACCGUGUUUUCACUCAUAAAUGAAAAUUUUGUUUGUUUAUUUGUCCUUCACUUUCUGAAUUUCGAGGUUAUAAGCGUUUUAAUUUGAAUACAAUCCACAUCAUGUACAGUGUAGUGUUACCAGUUACCGUACACCUAGUUUGGAAGAUUUUUGGCGUGAAGACUACUACUACUACUGCGGGGAAGGAGUAAUAAGUUGGUGUUGAAACCUCCUUCAUAUAAUAUGUCUAAGACCACAGGCUAUCUAACCAAUAGAGAUUCGUUGCGUCUUCAAAGAUUAUAUUAGGUUAAAUGUUGUCUAUUAGUCAACGCGAGGCUGUGUUCAUUUAAAACUUUCCGUUUCUCAAAUAUUUAACUUAAACUUAAUGUAAAAAUGUGACUUAAGAAGCGUGACAUUAAAAUAUUAGAUAUUUGUAUUUAGAAGUGUCAAAAAUAUCUUUCAUUUGAAGUUGAAAAUUUCCCACCCGCUAAAAUUGGACACCCGUUAUAGAAAAUAGUUUGUUUUGAAGACUUGUGUUUUUGUUUGUGAAUAUGUUAUGGUUUUAAAGUGAGUGAAAUUGGAGUAAAGUAAUUAAAAUAUAGGAGGUUGUUUAAGGCGCACAGAGUUACUAGUAUUUAUUAUGGAUUAUAGUUUAAUUUCAACAAUAGGUAAUUUAUAAGUAAUUUUUUGGUUGUGUGAGUUGGGAUUCAAUUACUUUGUUUUUGAAUCAAUUAUUUAUUAUCUAAUUUAUUGAUAUCUAGCUGUUUUAGUAGAAGCAAUUAUUUAAUUAGGUGUACGGUAUAUUAAUGUUUCAAAAUCUCGUGGUUCACUAUGCACAAUAAUCGGUAUUUUAAUGAAGGCGUCGGUGCGGCCUCAGUGGCCUCGCCUUCUACUAUAUUACUUCUAUCUUUUGUAAAAUAUCUGACUUUCCGUAACAUUCCCACGGGAAGAGAGCGAUACAGAUGAAGAUUGCGAGAUUUGUUUUAGUUUGAGGUAGAAAUGGAAUGCGCAAGAUGAAAAUGUAUAUUUAAUACAUCAAACGUAACCACAAAUAUACCAUAACGUAACACGUAAUAUUAUUGCUCUCCUCUUCCAUAAAAAAUAUUGUAAUACUAUCUCGGUUUGAAGGGUGUAAGGCAUAUGUGUCAUUCAAACUUAUAGCCUCAGGCUAAUAGAGUUAGGAUCGAAAUAAGGUGGUACACCUCUUCACCAGGUAGACCAUCUAUUGGGUCCGUCACUCACUGCCACAAAAACAGGUAGAAUGAUGAUGGUAUUGCCGAAACAAAUAAGUUUUUUCCCAUCUCGAUGAAAAUCUGACUUUGACCAGGGACUACCAGAGACGAGGGACAAAAGUGGCCGAUUCUCUCCUGGCAAGACGAUUUUUGUCCCUCGUACCAGGGACUAAAAGCGAGCUUUUCAUCCAGGUGGGAAAAAAAUCGUAUACGCAUCACGUCAGAUAAGUAGGACAUUGCCACCCCUCUCCUUCGGUCUUGUGUCAAUAUUCCGCGGGUGAGAAUGACCUACUUUUCUCCCUAGGUGCGUAAUAUACUAUUACGUAUCGCUUAAGACUUUUAUGUAAGCGUCAAACAAGCACUCAGUUGUCAACACACAAUAUUAUAUUUUAUUAAUCGUUUUUCUUUGCCUGUCGGAACCAUCCAAUUGGUUUGAAACAUGUCAUUGUCGUCUGUUUAAUUAUUGUAGUACUAGGUUAUAAAAUGUAAAUAUGUUUUUGUCGAAUGAUCAACAUUUAAUUGUAAAGUUGACUGAUUAGUUACUUCAGAGCAAUAUAGUUGUGUGGUGGUUGAUAAUGAAUAUAUUGUUUUUAUAACAA